This is a messenger RNA of Calliphora vicina (urban bluebottle blowfly), 8425 nucleotides long. RefSeq names its product Tyrosine-protein kinase Src42A (gene Src42A). Gene Ontology annotation, molecular function: signaling receptor binding; non-membrane spanning protein tyrosine kinase activity; ATP binding. The coding region runs from base 1024 to 7152 and encodes 2042 amino acids. The transcript is spliced from 11 exons. Gene Ontology annotation, biological process: cell surface receptor protein tyrosine kinase signaling pathway; protein phosphorylation; innate immune response. Lineage: Eukaryota; Metazoa; Arthropoda; Insecta; Diptera; Calliphoridae. Gene Ontology annotation, cellular component: extrinsic component of cytoplasmic side of plasma membrane. The record is from RefSeq and is a predicted model, not a curated record.
AACGGUAAAGAAAUCGGACGUGUAAAACGGAAAAAACGUUUAAAUAUUUAAAAAAAAAAAAAAUAAAUAAAAUAAUAAUAAUUCUAAAACACAAAACAAUUUGAGAAAACAAUAGAAAAUAAAUAUAACAAUUUUUUUGUGUUGAUUAAGAAGAGCAAUCAAAUUCAAACUAAAUGACCAAUAAAAUCGAACGUACUCGUAUUCGUAUAUUGAAAUGUAUGUGUUUAUGAUGUCAGAAUAAAACAUUGAGAAAACAUUUUGUGUAUGAGAGAAAAUAUUUGCAAAUAAAAUAUUAAUAAAAUGUGUAAGAAAAACCUUUAAAUGUGUUGCAGCAACAAUUUGAAAAUUAAAAAAAAAUAAUUCAAAUAAAAGCAUGUAAUGAGAAAAUUAUUAACAAAACGUAAGAGAGAAAGAUAAAAAACCAAAAUAUUAACAAAAAUAAAUAAAAAAAAAUAAAACUAUCAAAUCAAGUGUGUGUUAAAAUUUAUGUUAAACAAAUUAAUACGUAUCCAGUGUUGCAACAAUGUAUUUGGACGUCAUUUAUUCGUUGUGUUUCUUAAUACAAAUGCAGCAGCAGCUGCAGCAACAUUGAACAGAGUAAAAUAGCAAAACAAAACAAAAUUAAGUUUUUACUUUCAACAUUUUUUUUUUGCUGUUGUUUGUUUUGUGGCAUUCCACCACUAUUCAUCAUCAUCAUCAUCGUCAUACAAUCCACAAUUUUUCUAAAGAAACCAAGUUUUCUUAAUAAAUCUCUACAACACCUUCUCUGCGUAUGAGCUGAGGAGAGCUCGAUAGAGAGAGGCUACAUCGACAAAAACAAUAAAGAAUAAUAAAUUAUUAACAUAAAUCAACAAUUCAUAAGACUGUCAAAUGAACUUGCCUCCCUUAAUAACCCAUUCCACGACCUCAGAUAAUAAUAUUAACAAACAUAAUAUUAUUGUAAGUUAUAAUAACAGCGAACAUAAUUAAUUUAAUUUAUUGGUUUGAGAAGACAAACUACAAGCACAAAGAAACACCAACAAUAUGGCAACAAUGCCAGUCGUUUGGUGCACCGAUCCUAAUUCGGUCAACAACAAACCCACAGCAUUCGCCCUACAUGGCAUUCAGUUGCAGGGCAAUGUCACCGAGAAACAAGUCUUAGCUUUGCGAGAAUUGGUUAAUGCAGCCGCCGAGGGCCGCUUAAUUCUUCCCUCAGAUGGCACAUUUAUGCUGCUUGAUAGUGGCAUAAGCAUUGAAAGCUCUAUUGUUAACAAUGUUAGUAGUGUAACGACCCCUACAACAACCACAACAACAACAUUGACUACAAUACCAAACACAACAGCAACAACAUCGACGACAUCAAUGCUAACGGAUGGUGGCGGCAACAAGGAAAAUAUUGAUCAAAAUCGAGACCGAACUCAAAGUAGCGAAACGAAUAGUGGUAGUGGUGUUCAUCAUCGACAUUUGAAAAACACCUAUAUUCUAAUGCCGGUUACAACGACGGCACAGAAAAAUGCCAACGCCUGCUUGCCAACAUUAACACCACCCACCUCAAUGUCUACUACUCCCACAUUCGAGUUGGAAGGUCCUCCGAAUUUCGAAUUGGAACCAAAAUAUUCUACCUUUACGCCGCCGGCGUCCGCAACAGAAGACGACGUUGUCCUCUAUGAAUUCUUGUGUUGUGCCAAAUGCAUGAAUGAUCCCAAUACUUCACGUUGUUCCAGGAAUACAGCAGCAAUUUCACAGCACCGCAAAUCGCAGUCGCAACAAAUGUUACAGCGUUUGUUAAAAUCAUGCGAACGUUCCUCCUCGAUACGUCAGGGAGGAGAACCUUGCAAUGCAUCUGUUCGCAAAGUCAACGAACCGCAUCAGCUGUAUGAUCCGAUGUAUAAUAUUGCCAAUAAGUACACGCGUCGAUAUCAACGCAAACACUGCAAUAUGUCUGCCGCUACUAUUGCACGUAAUCGUCAUCACAGUAAUCGUCACAAAUUACCAAUGCAAAGUGUGAAAAUCUUUCACAAUCGCAACCACGCGUGCAGUAAUGGAGGUGGAGGUAAUAGCGCUGGUAGUUGUGGUGCCAGUGCCAGUGGCGGUGGCGAUUUCUGCGGUGGUGUUUUAACAAAAUCCACCACCACUAUGAUGACGAGCGGUGUUGUUAGUGGUAGCAUUAAUGGUAACAGGCACAGUCACUGUUACUGUAGCGGCAAUAGUAUUAGUGACUGUUGUGGUAAAGCAGCAACAGUUAUGGCAAACAUACCAUUAGUAGUCAAUCAGCAAUCGUCGUUAACGCCUGCACUACAGCUGCCUCUGUAUGCAACGGUUAAUAAAACUAACGGUAAAACGAAAAUGACGAUGGAAUUGAGUGCGUCCAAACAGCCCACCACCGCAAAGGUGGUCACGGUUAGCGCAAUCGUUCAUGAACCUCCGCUAAGUCAAAAGGCCGGUCAGCGGGAGAGGUUCCCCGAAGCAGCAGAGAAUACAGUUCGCCAACGCAAACUGGGUGCCGUGCACGGCGGCCUACAGGAUACAGUUCAAAUUGAGCUGGACAGUUUCGUUCAGAAAUUGCAAAACUCCCAUAAUCAGCAAACAAACUGUGAUAUUGUAAUGGACACUUUGCCAGUGGUAAAGGAUUUAAUUAGUUUCGAUGAUGACGACGAAGAUGCUGACAAAAUUUUAAUGUCCAAUACUUGUGAUACUAAUAGUCAAAUGGUAGAUUUACUCUCGCAACCUAAUGUCGAUUUACCUACCGUGGCAGAGGAAGAAACCGAUGUUUCUGAAGACUUGGUAGAACAUUUACCCGCCAACAAAUCACCUCCUCCAGCACGUAGCAAUGCAUCGAGUCGAAAGACUAGUUUCGAUUCUACCUGCACCAUUAGUUCAAUGGAUUCUGGUUUUAUUGAAAUGCAAAAUAAACUGGAAAAUCCACAGCAAUCAGCAUCGGUCAAUCAUCCAACAUUGGCCAGCAUUUUCACUGGUCUGGCUUUGGCUAAUCCCUCAAAUGUGUCAACACGUGACGAUGCUAGAAGCCAUGCACAAGGAGGUGAAAAAAUUGCCCGUCUCAACUAUAAGGAGUGCUUAACACAGUCGCGCAAUCGUCGUAAAUCUUAUGAAGAAUUUAAAGCCAUGUUUGCCAACACAAACUUGGAAUCGUCGACAUCGUCUUCACCAUCAACAUGUCCAGUAGUAGAUACUGGUAUGGCAAAUGAGACUAAAAUAAAUAUAAGACGCAAAACCUAUCAAGAUCUUAGAAAAGUAUACGACAAUAGCAAAGACAUGCACUGUGACUCUCUUAGCCAGCAGACGGUCGCAAGUAGUAACCAUCAGCAGCAACAGCAACAGCAAAACAACCAAACGGAAAUAACAACAGCAGCAGCAACCACAACAACAACCCUGAAUGGCUUAGAAUCAAUAUCAGAACUAGAAUGUGCGACAACGAUGGCUCUAGCGUUAGCUCCAGCUUCGGCCAAAAUGACGUUAGACAUAGACAACAAAGUUGGACCAACAACACUUGUAGAUUUAAACGCUGUUCGUAGUGUUGGUGGCGUUGUUGAUAUUGGUGCUGAUGUUGUUGUUGUUGUUGACGGUAGUAAUAAACCGGCUUUUCCAAACGAGUUUGCUGUUAAUACCGUACCAGGUACUACAAAUGAAAUGGAUACUGCUACACAGUGUGCUGAUAGCAGUAGUAGUAGUGUUGGUGGUGGUGGUAAUGGUAAUGAUGAUGGUGUUGUUGAUAAUAAUGAUAAUGACAAAACGAAUACAUGUUGUCGUCUAGCAUUGAACGAAGCGGACAAAACUAGCAACUGUGAGACUAACAACCAAAUCGAUUGCAAUCACACCAUCAACGCUGCCACCACAGAUAUUUUACGUAAAAAUUCCGAUUUUCUAUCGAAAAUUCUCGAUCGUCAGUUAAUGACCAAAGAAAAAGAAAAAGCACACAUGCGUCGUAAAUCAUAUGAGGAAUUUAAGCGACUGGUGCGCGAAAGUGAAAUGGACACUGAUAAGCCAUCUGCUGCAAGUACUGAUGCAUCAGUCUCCGCAACAACUCCCUUCAAACGACAAAAUUCAAAGCAGCGCAAAAGUUAUGCUUCGUUUUUGUUGAUGCGACGAAACUCCAAUUCAAAAGAUCAAAACAAUGAACGAGUUAAAAAAUUAAUACCAGCGAACGAUACAAAGAACGAUGGCAAUAAAGUGAAGUUGGAAUUACAACAAGUUACCGGUCAAAUGCCGGAAUCCAGUGGAAGUGCUGGCACCAACAAUUACCGACACAAUUUCAAAAUCUACGAUAAGCUGGUGUACGGCACCAUCUACGAUAUUAUACAGCGUAAAAACGAUAUUUAUAAUUUAACAUGCCAACGAUACGACAAAUAUAUGACCUAUGGCACUAUCUACGAAAUACUUCAUCGCAAAUCAUCCCAGCCGUCGCCGCUAACCUCUUCCAAUAGCUACAGCGGUUGCAACAGCGAAAAACUAUUUCAACGGAAAAGUUUAUCAGCUAUUUUGGAGAGGGAUUGUUUCUUUUCCACAGAGAAAGGCAAUAAAAACGAUUUGGAGAAAAUCAAGAAAUCUGGCAUGAUUUAUGACAUCAUACAAAAACAGCAUCAGCAACAGCAGCAUCAACAAUUGGAGUUGAACACAACACACACUACCAAUAAGGAUGUAGCCAAAACACAAGAAGUUGACGAUAAGAAUCAAGUAUUGAAUUCAGUAACAACGAAUUCAAUUCCAACAAUUGAUGCUAAUGUCGCGGAUAAGGAAAAUGUUUUAAAUGUUGUGACCACAAAUGUUGCCUACAAAUAUGGCACCAUAUAUGACAUCUUACAAGGAGAGAAAUUGGAUGCCAAUGGCGAAGCUGCAACCAUAAAAACACAGCAACUGCCACUGAAGUGUCUUGUUAACAAUCGUUUUGUCGUGAGUAAAAUCGACGAACCAUUGAAGGUGAUUGAAACUAAGAAGAAUAGCAAUGAAGCACGUACGCCGGAGCAGAAUGAAGAGAAGGGAGUGGAUGCUAAAAAUGUACUACUUAAAGCUACAAAGCCAAAUAAAAUGAGAAGACUGUCUAAUAUGUUAAACUACAAGGGAGGCGAAAGCAAAUCGUCACCAUCAUUAUCAACUGAUAAACCAAACAAUGCAAGCGCGAACAACGAACAUUUAGAGAACAUGAGAGAACAAUCCAAAGAGUUAAUACUACAUUCAAAUCUAAUUCCAGUCGACAGUGAAGAAUUAUAUUCUCGCAUAGUUGCAAAAAAUCGAGAAAACGCUGGUGCUGUUGGACGAAGCCCCAUACAAAAAUCGAACUCUCUAGAUGCAAUAUCAACCUCGGUAAUAAUUUCUCCGCCGGCCUCACCUUCGCCGCCACGACCUCGUCGGAGUCUGAAGCAACACAACUGUUUGCUACGCGACCAACAGAAACCAAAACAAUUGCAGUUGAUUAAAAAACUAUCGCUCGAUAACUCCAUGACUGCUGGAGAUCGAAACAUGACCAAUCAAUCGGCGGGUAGAGACAAAGAAGUUAAACUUCGUCGCUGGUCGAAUCAAAUUCCCCUUAAAUGUAACUGUGAUUUUACGUUCUCAUCGAACAGCAAAGAUAGCUCCUCCACAAAUCGAGAUCAAUGCAAUUCAUGGGAGCUAUCCAUAAGGAUGACAUCGAAUUGCACCUGUCUUGAAACGCUCUCUUCUGCAAACAAUAGUAACAAGAAUAAUCAUAAUAAUUGUAGUAGUAGUGGUGGUGUCAUUGAAACAUUUAGUGCCGAAUUGUCAUCCAAUAACACAUUCUUCUCCCCCUCCUCAUCCGCCCAGUUAGUGUGCAAUACGUGCUCAAUUCAUUCAGACACGCCGUGCCUGUGUUUGGCAAGCAGAAAUACCACAAACUUAAAAACAACAACAACAUCAGCAACAACUACAACGCCAGCUGCGACGUCUAAUGGCAAUAGCAAAACAUCGGCCAAGAAAGGUAAAUCACGGCGGCUAUCGGAAUUUACGCGGGGUGAAUUUUUAAAUGAAAAACCUUGGUACUUCCGUAAAAUUAAACGUAUUGAGGCUGAAAAGAAAUUAUUACUGCCAGAAAAUGAGCAUGGAGCAUUUUUAAUUAGAGACUCUGAGAGUCGUCAUAAUGAUUAUUCACUAUCGGUCCGUGAUGGUGAUACAGUGAAACAUUAUCGCAUUCGACAACUAGACGAAGGUGGUUUCUUUAUAGCAAGACGCACAACAUUCAGAACUCUCCAAGAACUGGUUGAACACUAUUCUAAGGAUUCCGAUGGCCUGUGUGUUAAUUUAUGCAAACCAUGUGUACAGAUUGAAAAACCUGUCACAGAAGGAUUGUCACAUCGAACUCGCGAUCAGUGGGAAAUUGAUAGAACGUCUCUUAAAUUCGUACGUAAAUUGGGUUCUGGACAAUUUGGUGAGGUAUGGGAGGGUCUUUGGAAUAAUACCACAUCGGUGGCUAUAAAGACUCUUAAAUCAGGCACAAUGGAUCCAAAAGACUUUUUAGCUGAAGCUCAAAUUAUGAAAAAACUCCGACACAAUAAACUCAUACAAUUGUAUGCGGUAUGUACCGUUGAAGAACCAAUUUAUAUUAUAACCGAAUUGAUGAAGCACGGCUCUCUACUGGAAUAUUUACAAGCUAUUGCAGGUAAAGGUCGCAGUCUUAAAAUGCCGGUGCUAAUUGAUAUGGCUGCUCAAAUAGCUGCUGGUAUGGCUUAUUUGGAAUCCCAAAAUUACAUUCACAGAGAUUUGGCUGCGCGAAAUGUUUUAGUGGGUGAUAACAAUAUUGUUAAAAUAGCUGAUUUUGGUUUGGCACGACUAAUUAAAGAAGAUGAAUAUGAAGCCCGCGUUGGUGCUCGAUUCCCCAUUAAAUGGACUGCUCCAGAAGCUGCAAACUAUUCUAAGUUUUCCAUUAAAUCAGACGUCUGGAGUUUCGGCAUUUUACUUACUGAAUUAGUAACCUAUGGACGUAUUCCAUAUCCAGGCAUGACGAACGCAGAAGUAUUAACUCAAGUCGAGCAUGGCUAUCGUAUGCCACAGCCGCCAAAUUGCGACCAAAGGCUUUAUGAGAUUAUGUUGGAAUGCUGGCACAAAGAUCCCAUGAGACGACCAACAUUUGAGACUCUACAGUGGAAGUUGGAGGAUUUCUUUACAUCAGACCAGAGUGAUUACAAGGAAGCGCAAGCCUACUGAUAAAUGCUUUAUGCUGCUUCCAAACAACAAGCACCCAAAAAAUCACGAACUACUACCAUAACCACGAUGUCAUCUCCAACAGCAAUAACAAAAGCAAAACUAACUACAUCACCAACUGCAAUGAAUAGUACAGCAACAACAGCUCUAAAGAAAACUUACAAGUGAAAGACUUAUUUUCAUUUUUACAACACGUAUUUCAUAUGCAAUUAAUUUACUAAUCUAAAUGGACAAUUAACUAAGACACAGUUAAAUUUUAUAUAAUUCCAAACUCUAAACUAUUUUAACGGACUACCAAUUAAUCACCACUUAGUAAAGUUAUUGAAAAUAGUUACGAAGAAGAUGAGAACUAAGCAAGAGUUAAAAAAAAUGUUAGUAUUAGUUAUACAUAAAUAGAAAUAUACAAAUUAUGUAUGGAAAACGCUUUUCGAAAACACAAAUAAAACAAUAAGAAUUAUAUAAAAUAGAAAAUCAAAAGCGUUUAUGAAAAUAAUAAUAAUAAUAAGCUAAACAUACACAGAGAACAAAAAAACAAACCGCGUUUAAUAUUUACCAAUCACAUAUAAAUGUAAUAAUUGUAUUUAAAUGAAUGGCAAUUUAUAUAAUUUUGAUUUAAUAAUCAACACACAUGCAUACAUACAUACAAACGUAGAUUUAAAUAUUUUUUUUUAUAUAUAUACGUACAUAAAUAAAUACAUACAUACAAAAUAAUACAUAUGUAUACAUAAAACACAAACAGACAUGCCACGCCCCCUCCCAUUCAUAAAUGUAUGUAAUUCGAUUUUUCGUUAUUGUUUUUUUUUUCAAUUUUUAUUUAAUACAUGUUCUCGUUAGGCAAACUCUUCUUUUUACAUUUAUUUAAUAAUAAAUAAAUAAUUUACAGUAAUAAGAUAACAACUUUCAAAUCUUUUUGUAUUUUUCUUUUUAUGUUUGUUUGUCUUAUUAAAUAUAUAUAAUAAUGUAUUAUUUAUAACUAUACAUAGUAUACAUUUAUACAUACAUUAAUAGUAAUUAAUUAUUAUUAAUUAAUAAAUAUAAAUAUAUUUUCAUUAUAGAGUCACUUUUUUUUCUAAUUAUUAUUAAUAUAUAAUAUACAUAAAUAUAUACAUACAUAAAGCAAAAUACUAUAUUCAUAUACAACAUUCAUCAUUUAUAUAGUAAACGAUAUUCUCAUAUUCAUUUAUAUAUUAGCAAUUUAUUUAAAUUUCAAUUUUGAUAUAAAAUAUAAAUUAAACAAAAUAUUAAAAACAAAUAAAAUCGAUUAAUAAAAGUGUAA